AUUUAAGCAUAUCUCUUGUGUCACAAACUUGAGAAGGAAAAAAAAAACAGAGCACAUAAAAGAGAGCCCAAUUUUUUCUAAAGGAUGGAACGAUCAUCUUCCCCUUUACCUCCUCAUGUUAUGCUUGUAUCUUUCCCAGGACAAGGCCACGUUAACCCACUUCUUCGUCUGGGCAAGCUCUUAGCCUCAAAGGGUUUACUCGUCACUUUUGUCACAACAGAAUCAUGGGGCAAAAAGAUGCGAACCGCCAACAAAAUUCAAGACCGAGCCCUCAAACCUAUAGGUAAAGGUUAUCUCCGGUUCGAUUUCUUCGACGACGGGCUCCCUGAAGACGACGACGCUAGCAGAACCAACUUAACCGUCCUCCGACCACAACUCGAGCUUGUCGGACAACAAGAGAUCAAAAACCUAGUAAAACGUUACAAGGAAGUGAUGAAACAGCCCGUGACGUGUCUCAUCAACAACCCUUUCGUUUCUUGGGUCUGUGACGUAGCGGAAGAUCUUCAAAUCCCCUGUGCUGUUCUCUGGGUCCAGUCUUGCGCUUGCUUAGCUUCUUACUAUUAUUACCACCACAAGCUUGUUGACUUCCCGACCGAAACAGAUCCCAAGAUCGAAGUUCGAAUCCCAUGCAUGCCUCUCUUAAAACACGACGAGAUCCCAUCUUUCGUCCAUCCUUUUUCACCUUAUUCUGGUUUAAGAGAAGUGAUCAUAGAUCAGAUCAAACGUCUUCACAAGCCUUUCGCUGUUCUCAUCGAUACUUUCUACUCCUUGGAGAAAGAUAUCAUCGACCACAUGACAAACCUCUCUCUCCCUGGCGUCGUCAGACCGCUCGGACCGCUUUACAAAAUGGCGAAAACGCUAAUUUGUGAUGACAUCAAAGGAGAUAUGUCUGAGACAAGGGAUGACUGCAUGGAGUGGUUGGACUCACAGCCUGUUUCCUCCGUUGUUUACAUCUCUUUCGGCACCGUGGCUUACGUGAAACAAGAACAGAUCAACGAGAUUGCGUUCGGCGUUUUAAACGCUGGCGUUUCGUUCUUGUGGGUGAUUAGACAACAAGAGUUAGGUAUAAACAGAGAGAGGCAUGUUCUGCCUGAAGAACUCAAAGGGAAAGGUAAAGUCGUUGAGUGGUGUUCGCAAGAGAAAGUCUUGGCUCAUCCUUCUGUGGUUUGUUUCGUGACUCAUUGUGGAUGGAACUCGACUAUGGAGGCUUUGUCUAGUGGAGUCCCAACGGUCUGUUUUCCUCAGUGGGGAGAUCAAGUCACCGACGCUGUUUACAUGAUCGACGUCUUGAAGACGGGAGUGAGGCUUAGCCGUGGAGAGACGGAGGAGAGGGUGGUGCCUAGAGAGGAAGUAGCGGAGAGGCUGAGAGAAGUUACUAAAGGAGAGAAAGCGACAGAGCUGAAGAAGAAUGCUUUGAAAUGGAAGGAGGAGGCGGAAACGGCUGUGGCUCGGGGUGGCUCGUCUGAUCGGAAUCUUGAUGAGUUUGUGGAGAAGUUGGGCGUGAAACCUGUGGCUAAACAGAACGGAAGUCUUAAUCAAAACGGACGUGUUCAAGAACUUUUAAUGCAAAAGUCAUAAAUGUGUUUUGGAUUAUCUGUUGUUUGUUUUCUGCAAAUCCUUAAUUGUGUUUGUUUGUUUGCAUGCUCCGCUUCGGUUCUUUAUUUUCCUUUUUUUUUGUAUGGGUCUGGGGAGACUAGUUAUCCUUCUUGAAUAAAUGUUAGAUCACGACGUGUGUUUUUAUGA
Molecule: messenger RNA, 1743 nt
Organism: Raphanus sativus (radish)
Lineage: Eukaryota; Viridiplantae; Streptophyta; Magnoliopsida; Brassicales; Brassicaceae
Product: UDP-glycosyltransferase 84A2
Exons: 1
Coding region: 85-1578 (497 amino acids)
Molecular function (GO): UDP-glycosyltransferase activity
Source: RefSeq, a predicted model, not a curated record